AUGGUAGACAAAUAUUUUACUUCUCAUAAGUUAUCCAAAAGUGCUAAUGGAAAGAUUGUUAGCUCAAUUGUCUUGGACAGUAAGUUUUGGCAAGACUGUCUUACCACUGUGAAAAUUGUUGGUCAUCUUAUUAAGUUGUUGAGGCUUGUUGAUGCUGAUGAAAAACCCUCUUUGGGAAUCGUGUAUGAAGGCAUGCAAAGAGCAAAAAAUGCUAUCAAGACCAUGUUCAGAAAUCGGAAAGCUGCUUAUAUGCCAUACACGAGUAUCUUGAAAAUGAGGUGGGAUAAGCAUUUGAAGCGUGAUCUCCAUGCGGCAGCGUACUUUUUAAAUCCGGGCAUUUUCUACAGUGAGGGUUUUGUUGAGGAGGCAAAUGUUUUGAGAUCUUUACUUGAUUUGCUUGAUGUUGAAAUACUUUGUGAUGACUCAGUUGCUGCAAUGCAAGAGAUACAACUGUAUCGAGAUUGUAAAGAAAGUUUUGGGAGGGAAAGUGCUAAGAGAGCAGCAUCAAGACUCGAACCUGGUGAAUGGUGGAGGCUACACGGUGGGAGUGCUCCUAAAUUGCAAAAAAUGGCAAGGAGGAACCGAUUAGAGCAUCAAAGGCUAAAUGACAUUGUUUAUGUCACCUAUAACCUACGCCUUCAAUCUAGGUUGCAUCGAAAGAAGAGGAAUUAUGACCCAAUUGACAUUCAAAGCAUUGACACAGUAGAUUUUUGGGUGAUGGAAGAUGAGGAUGAUCCUGAAUUUACUAAUGGAGAUGUUGAAGGCAUUGAAAGUUUAAUAUACACUGAUAAUGCUAUGCCUUCGUAUCCUAAUAUUGAAGUGGAUAUGCUUGAUGUUGUAAUUGAAUCCUCAAAUACUUCUUUUGGUGGUAUUUCUGAAGAUGCUGGCUUUGGAUUACCUGUUUAUGAUGGAGACAUCAGAACACUUAAUGAUGAUUAUGACUUCUGA
Molecule: messenger RNA, 948 nt
Organism: Arachis ipaensis
Lineage: Eukaryota; Viridiplantae; Streptophyta; Magnoliopsida; Fabales; Fabaceae
Source: RefSeq, a predicted model, not a curated record